CUCUUUUAUGUUCUUCAGAGAAAACCAAAAGAAAAAACAGAGUAAAACUCUUGAAAAGCAGAGCUUCUAGAGCGCUUUUUUUUUUUCCGCUAAAUUCAAACGCAGAGACGAACGAUCGGAGUGAUGGGAGAUGUAAUAUUAUUAAUCGAAGAUACCGAUUUGAAAUCGAGUUUCUCUCGCUGCAGAAUCUGUCAUGAAGAAGAAGAAGAAGCCGAGAGCUACUUUGAAGCUCCUUGUUCUUGCUCAGGAACCGUCAAGUUCGCUCACAGAGAUUGCAUACAACGGUGGUGCGAUGAGAAAGGAAACACGAUAUGUGAAAUUUGUCUCCAGGAGUACAAACCUGGAUAUACCACAACUUUAAAACCAUCUCGAUUGAUUGAAGCAGCAGUCACAAUCAGAGAUAAUUUACGUACAGCGAGGAGAGAAAAUGGAGGAAGAAGAAAUAGUAGAAGAUUAGUGGAAAGAGCUGAAUCAGAUUAUCCAGACUGCAACUCUCGUGGUGAUAGAAGCGCCUCUUGUUGUAGAUACUUGGCUCUCAUUUUCUCGGUGGUUUUGUUGAUAAAGCAUGCCUUUGAUGUGGUUUACGGAACCGACGAGUAUCCCUUCACGAUUUUCACGGUAUUAACAUUGAAGGCCAUUGGUAUACUAUUGCCAAUGCUUGUUAUCAUUCGGACCAUCGCAGCUAUUCAGAGCAGUAUCCGACAUCAAUUUCUCGAAUCUGAAGAAGAUACGUGGAGCUCUGGAGAAGAAGAUGAUGGCUCGGAGGAGGAAGAGCAACAGCAACAUUUGGCUUGAUUUUUGUUUUUCUUUCUUCAAAACUUGUUGACUUAUUGUACAUAUUACAAACUACAUAUAACUGUAACUAAUCGGAGGGAUGUAUUUCGUCAUGCAAAUAUUAUUUUGUUUUUU
Eutrema salsugineum is the source of this 909-nucleotide messenger RNA. RefSeq lists its product as uncharacterized. The record is from RefSeq and is a predicted model, not a curated record. Gene Ontology annotation, biological process: protein ubiquitination. The coding region runs from base 124 to 795 and encodes 223 amino acids. The transcript is spliced from 7 exons. Gene Ontology annotation, molecular function: ubiquitin-protein transferase activity; zinc ion binding. Lineage: Eukaryota; Viridiplantae; Streptophyta; Magnoliopsida; Brassicales; Brassicaceae. Gene Ontology annotation, cellular component: membrane.